AUGGCUGAGGCCAUCACCUACGCAGACCUGAGGUUUGUCAAGGCGCCCCUGAAGAACAUAGGCUGCCGGCUGGGCCAGGAUGAGAAUGAAGAUGAAGAUGGAGAACUCACCUAUGAGAAUGUGUCUCCAGCCCAGGGGGGACUUUCCAAGUUGGCUUCCUCAGGACCAGGGGACAAAGCAGGGCUCAGCUCCGAGGAUCAGCACCCCUCUCCCUGGCCUUCUGCGACGCUCCCGGCAGCGAAGCGGGUCCUUCCCACCUGUGUGCACUACGUGCUUCUGGGCCUGCUCCUGGGAUGCCUGUUUCUGGCGGUGGCCGCGAUCUGCCUGAUGGUUCGCUAUCUGCAGGUGUUACAGCAGCUUCAGGGAGUGCAUGGGGUACUGGAAUCCACCAAUAGCAGUCUGAGGCAGGAGCUCCGCGAGACCUCAGCAAAACUGGAGCAGACAAAGAUGGAGUUGAAGGGGUCCAAGGAUGAGCUGGAACAGAGUAAGAGUUUCCUAGAAAAAGAGCAGCAGGUGGGCCAGGACACCGAAAAGCAACUGAAGGACUGCCAGAGAGACCUGGAUAAUGUAAAUGCCACCUUGCAGCAGGAGGAGACACAGAGGAAGAAUUUGGAGCAAAGAUUGGAAAACGUGCAGGACAGGCUGAGGCGCCUCUACACUUGCACCAGUCCAGACUCCUGCUGUCCUCUGGGAUGGGAACUGAACAAGAGGACUUGCUUUCAUGUCUUACUUGCUCGGAGAAGUUGGGAAGAUUGUAUAGAAUAUUGUAAAUUGUCAUCUAACCUAAUCAUCGCUGACAUUUACUAUUACUCAGAUGAUACAAACAUCAAUUACUUAUAUCCAAUGCUCUAUCAACUUUCCUGGUCUAAACUAUAUAUGAUUCGCUUCAGGAACAGAAAUGAUGGUAAAACAAUUGGGUAUAAUUCUAAGAGGACAUGUGUCAUUUGGGAGAAACACGAAUACAAGUUGUCAUACACAUGUAGUGGUAAUCUACCUUGCAUCUGUGAGUCGCCAGCUUUCAGAAAUGAAGAACUGGAGCUGCCUUUAAACUGGGAUAGGUCCAAGAGCACCUUGUUCUGCCUGGAAAGUGUCCAGCUUGGCCAAGGGCCAAUCCAGGCCCCACACUUCUCUGCAGCCUGCUGCCCUUGGUGUGAAGUCCUAUUUCCUGGGAAGGGGGUGAAGAAGCCUCGAAAAAGAGAUUCUGGCCUCCCUGAGUGGAAUGGGGUGGGGGAGGGCGCAUGGGCUGAGCUGAUAGGGGCAGCCCGGAGCCAGCCAGGCAGUUUUAUUGAAAUCUUUUUAAAUAAUCUGCACGUUAGUCUCCUAUGUCAGCAACACUGUGUAUGUUUGGUGAUUCUCGGUAGAGCAAGCUCUGAGGCCAAGAGGCAUGUCCACUCCCUCGAGUCUAUGCUGAGGUCCCCUACAUGGGGGAGAAUAAUCAGUGAGCCCAAAGGGGCUGCAGCUGUCCAGCACGUGUGUCCUGUCCUUGGUGCAUCCUGA
Molecule: messenger RNA, 1497 nt
Organism: Suncus etruscus (white-toothed pygmy shrew)
Lineage: Eukaryota; Metazoa; Chordata; Mammalia; Eulipotyphla; Soricidae
Gene: CD72
Product: CD72 molecule
Exons: 9
Coding region: 1-1497 (498 amino acids)
Cellular component (GO): plasma membrane
Molecular function (GO): transmembrane signaling receptor activity
Source: RefSeq, a predicted model, not a curated record